Aspergillus terreus NIH2624 is the source of this 822-nucleotide messenger RNA. RefSeq names its product DNA 5'-adenosine monophosphate hydrolase. Gene Ontology annotation, cellular component: nucleus. Gene Ontology annotation, biological process: double-strand break repair; single strand break repair. The transcript is spliced from 2 exons. Bases 1 to 822 code for a protein of 273 amino acids. Lineage: Eukaryota; Fungi; Ascomycota; Eurotiomycetes; Eurotiales; Aspergillaceae. Gene Ontology annotation, molecular function: single-stranded DNA binding; mismatched DNA binding; single-strand break-containing DNA binding. The record is from RefSeq and is a predicted model, not a curated record.
AUGAACAAGGAGAGCCCUGCAGACGCUGAUAUCUCCGAGAGACAUGCAGCGAACCCCGCGAAGAGAGACGCAUUCGCAGAGCUCCUAGCCCCCAAACCCAAGCACCCAAAGCCCAGCCACGACAGUUCAUCCUCGCUCGGCGCAAAGCUGAAGCGCCUCGGUGGCCCCCGCGACGGCCUAGGCGCCUACAUCGCCCAUCCAGAAACCUAUCCGACCAGCGUCGUAAUCUACCACAACGAUGACUUCGUCGCAAUCCAUGACCUCUUUCCCAAGUCGUCGCUACAUCUUCUCCUGCUCCCGCGCGAUCCGUCCAAGACCCAUCUUCACCCGUUCGACGCCUUCGAGGACGCCGAGUUCCUAGCCAAGGUGAAGGCCGAAGCGAAGAAGCUGCGCACUCUGGCGGCUGGCGAGCUGCGACGGAAGUACGGCAAGUUCUCAGCCCAGGACCGAGAGCGACAGCAGGCGCUGGAUGCGGAUCCGCCGCUGGAGGAGCUUCCCCCGGGGCGCGACUGGGAGCGCGAGAUCAUGUGUGGCAUUCAUGCGCGUCCGUCCAUGAACCAUCUACAUGUGCAUGUCAUAUCGGUCGAUCGAUAUAGUGACCGGUUGAAGCAUAGGAAACAUUACAAUAGUUUCUCGACGCCGUUCUUUGUGCCUCUGGAGGAUUUUCCGCUGGCGAAGGAUGACGUUCGGAGAUAUCCGGAACGCGAGGGCUAUCUAAAGAAGGAUUAUGUCUGCUGGGCUUGCAGGCAGAAUUUUGGAAACGGAUUCUCUAGGCUGAAGGCACACCUGGCAGAGGAAUUUGAUCGGUGGAAGCGGAGGUAG